AUGUUGCCUAACUUUAAUCGUUAUUCAAGCUUGAGCGUCAGUGCACCAAAUUUGGCUGCUCUACGACAACGGCAACAGUUUGAAAUGGGAGAGUUUGGAGCAAAUGAUUCAGUGCUUAUUCGCAAUGAUGAUUAUGUACAAAGUGUCUUGCAAGAUUUGGUCAAUGAUCCGCCGCAGUUUUCUAGUUUUCAUGCUGCAUCUGUUGCCGCUGGAAGUGCAUCGACACUGAUGACUUCUGACCGGGGUGCUGCUAACGAUGGUAAUUUGAACGUUAGUGGAGGCCAGGAAUGUUGGGAUCAGGGAGCGACUUCAAACAGUCCGGCAUCUCCACUUCCCUUUGAAUCGGUUCAAAUGUCUGUAUUACCGACAGAGGAGCAAGCAGUUCACGUGACGCCACAAAUAAUCAGUAUGCUUUCCAUGUAUAUAAAACAUUUUGCUUAUGUUCCUUUCUACCCAUCGAUUUUGUUUGCUCUUUUAGCUUGUUUAAAUGAAACUUUGAAGCACUUAAUUGCUUUUUUUGGGUGUAGAUGGGGAGGUGUUCUUUUCGAAUUUCUAUUAUGUCUUAUAUCAGAAUAA
This is a messenger RNA of Gongylonema pulchrum, 576 nucleotides long. Lineage: Eukaryota; Metazoa; Nematoda; Chromadorea; Rhabditida; Gongylonematidae. The record is from the annotation of a GenBank genome assembly.